UUCGCUGAUCCCUGCGGCCCCGGCUGGGCCGCUCUGGGUGUCUCCCUGUUCACGUUUAGCUUCUACGUCGGCGCAAUUGGCCUGCCCUUUGACGACCCCAAUGUGGCCACCCUGGCCACAACCUCGCUGAUCAUCGGCGGCCUCGUCGUUUUCAUCAGCGGAAUGUGGGCGUUUGCCAACAACGACACCGUCCACGCAACAAUUUUUACGCUGUAUGGAUCCAUGUUUGGCGCUGUCGGGUAUCUCUCUAUCUUGGGUUUCAACAUCUACAACACCCUGGACCAAGACAAGACUGUCAGCCAUGCUGCCGGCACAUUCUGGCUCGCAUGGAUGCUCAUCACUCUGGUCAUUACGCUCGGCACCGUGCGCCACUCCCCCGGAACCACUGGAUUUAUGAUCAUGCUUUUCAUGUCCUUCAUUCUGCUUGCCGGCGGAACCUGGACCGAGCGCAGAACCGCCAUUAAGGCUGGCGGAUGGUUCUCCUUCUUUGCCUCGCUCGUCGCCAUCUACAACACGUUUGCC
Kickxella alabastrina is the source of this 522-nucleotide messenger RNA. RefSeq names its product GPR1/FUN34/yaaH family-domain-containing protein. The transcript has a single exon. The annotation marks the transcript as partial. Gene Ontology annotation, cellular component: plasma membrane. The record is from RefSeq and is a predicted model, not a curated record. Gene Ontology annotation, molecular function: acetate transmembrane transporter activity. Lineage: Eukaryota; Fungi; Kickxellomycota; Kickxellomycetes; Kickxellales; Kickxellaceae.